Pogona vitticeps (central bearded dragon) is the source of this 827-nucleotide messenger RNA. The record is from RefSeq and is a predicted model, not a curated record. NCBI's taxonomy places the organism in Eukaryota, Metazoa, Chordata, Lepidosauria, Squamata, Agamidae.
AUGUAUCUGUCUUUUUUGACUGGAGUGGUGAACUACUUCAAGUGAUCCAAUGUGUGUUAGAAAUGCAGCAAAAUAUGUGCCAAAGCUACCUGCAGUCACAUAGCCACAGUCCUGGUUCUGGAGAUAAAGGGUUGCUGGUAGAGAAGCUGCAACAUAUAAUAGAACAGCAAGAACAACAACAAAAAAUCAUUCUGGAGCAUCUUUUAUCUUCAGACAGGAAGGUUUUGCUUACUAAAAUAAAGGACCUUGAAGCUCAGUUGCGACUUUUGUAUCUUCAAAGCCAAGAAAAACUGCAGCAACUCCAAGAAAUGCUGAUUAAUACAGAGAAUCAUGGUAAUAAACAAGAACAUCAGCUUCGAAGGCAAGUUGAAUUACUAGAAUACAAACUUCAGCAGGAAAAAUCCAUUGCAAGUGACUUGCAGGCUUCUCUAAAAAUUGAGCAAGUGAAGGCCUCUCAAAUGCAUGAUCUACUCAAACAGGAAGGUGCUGCAAUAUUUAACUUGAAAUCAGAUCUGUGUGAAAGCAAACAAGCAAAUGAACAGCUGCAAAAAUCCUUACAAGAACUCCAAAAAGAAAUAGUUAAAUACAGUUCUGUGCUGGAAAAUAAGGAAAUGGCUAUGAUAGCUAUACUUCAAGACUUGGAGAAUGAAAAAUGUAAGGAAAAAGAACUUCAGAAUAUGUUGGAUGAACAGAUACAUCAGCAUAAGAGAAGAGAAGAUGAGAAGUCAAAAGCAAUAGAGGUGGCAUACCUGGAGACAGCAAGCUCAGUAACUCACUUCCCUCAGAGCCAAACACCAGCUCUGCAGGGCAGAAUACUUAACCACUGA